ACCCAAACAAAUAACAUCAACUUGGUCGGACAGCUUGGAAGUAGUCGGCUCAGUUUGCUGGAGAAGAUGAAGUCGCUCACGUUCGUUCUCUGCCUGAUCGUCUUGGGCGCCCACUCGCUCCUUGUUUUCGCCGCGGACUGCGAGAUCAGCGGUCAUAAGUUUAAGGCCGGAGAGACCUACAGUCCGGAAGGUCGCUGUUUGCAAUACACCUGCAACGGACCAAAACAAUUUUCAGCCUUGACAUGUCCAGCUGUGGCCACUUUGAAGCCCUGCAAGAUGGAGGAGGACUUGAGUAAACCUUAUCCCGGCUGCUGUCCAAGGUUUAAUUGCUAAAAUCCUAAAGCAAACCGAACGAAUCUCUACAACUGUUUGAAUGCUAAAACUAAAAAGGGAAUUGUUAUUUUGAAAAGCAAACAUUGAUUUGAUUUUAGUGAAAAGUGUUUUCAUAUUAAAUUUAAAAGACAAAAGAUCUUAUCCGAAUUAUAAUGAAUAAAAACCGUGCUCCUUUAAAUGAA
Drosophila ficusphila is the source of this 515-nucleotide messenger RNA. It is a transcript of the gene ssp7, whose product is annotated as la1-like protein 13. The transcript has 3 exons. NCBI's taxonomy places the organism in Eukaryota, Metazoa, Arthropoda, Insecta, Diptera, Drosophilidae. The record is from RefSeq and is a predicted model, not a curated record. Bases 67 to 333 code for a protein of 88 amino acids.